Molecule: messenger RNA, 1743 nt
Organism: Beta vulgaris subsp. vulgaris (sugar beet)
Lineage: Eukaryota; Viridiplantae; Streptophyta; Magnoliopsida; Caryophyllales; Amaranthaceae
Product: F-box/kelch-repeat protein At3g23880
Exons: 2
Coding region: 124-1419 (431 amino acids)
Molecular function (GO): protein binding
Source: RefSeq, a predicted model, not a curated record
AGCUGAACAUCUACUUAUUGUUACUUCUCACUCUUAACUUCGCUCGCCCUUUCCACUCUCUUCAUCUUCCUUCACUCGUUCCAACAAAACUCAAACAAAGUCCACAUUCUAAGCUUGAUUUUAAUGGCAGAAGAAGAACAAAUUCAAACCUAUAAUUCUGACAAUAAAACCAAAAAACCAUUUUUAUCUCUUCAAGUUUACCGCAGAAAAAUCCGCCCAAAAUCAGAUCACAGUUUACCCGAAGAAUUGGUGAUUGAAAUCCUCAAACGCAUACCAGUUUCAUCACUACUUAGAUUUAUGUGCGUCUGCAAAUCAUGGUACUCUCUUAUAAAAAAUCCAUCUUUUAUUUCUGCUCAUUUAUCCCAUCAAUCUGAUCCCACCUCCAAAAAUGGCAUUUCAACAAUUUACAGUGUUCCAUUUCAAUUUUUCUUGCAUAAUGUUGAUGAAGCUUUAGAUAAUUGGGUUGAAAUUGAUUCUCCUGUUGGAUAUGUGAACUUAAUUGUGGGUUGUUGUCAUGGUGUAAUUUGUUUGUAUGAUUAUUGGUCUCGUGGUUUUAGUCCUUUGGUUUUGUGGAACCCUUCAAUUAGAAAAGCAUUCACUCUUCCUUUUCCAGUGUCGAAGACGGCAUUUUCAGGAACAGAUUUCACAGUUGUAGAUGAGGGUUUUGGGAAAUAUGUUUUGCCGAAUUUUACCUUAGGGUUUGGGUUUGAUCCCAUUUCAAAGGAGUAUAAGGUUGUUAGGGUUUUUUAUAAUUGGGAGUCGGGAAGUCGUGUUACGUAUCUUCAAGCCGAUGUUUGUAGCCUUAGCAAGGGUGAUUGGAGGACGGUUCAUUCUUCUGUUGAGGGUGGCAAGUUUGUUAUAAAGUGUAGGGGGGUGUAUGUGAAUGGGGUAAUACAUUGGAUGUGUAAGAAGAAACUUGGUAAUAAUGUGUUUGUAAAGACGGUUUUGGCUUUUAAUCUGGCCAAUGAAAAAUUUAGUCAAAUUCUUUUGCCAAGUCCCCUGUCAAGUGCGGUAUUGUUAUCAGUGAAAGUUGUUGAGGAUAAGCUCGCUGUGUCGUGUACCGGUGAUGCCAGCAAUGUAUGGGUGAUGGAGGAAUAUGGUAUGGCAAAAUCGUGGAGAAAGCUUCUCAAUUUUCAUAUAGGAGAUAAUGUCGGUACAGUUUUAGGUGCUAGGGUUGCUAAGGAUGGUAAAAUUGUGGUGACAACAUCUGUUGGAAAUUGGAUUUCAUGGGAUCCUAGUAAUGAGAAGUUGGAGAACCUUGCUCUGCCCGUCCUGGAGCCAGAUUAUGUGGAUACUUAUGUCCGGAGUCUUGUUUUACUUGGAUUCAAAAAUCAAGCUUUGCGUUGCAGGAAACUCCCUUUGAAGAAGAAAGUGCGGAAAAGAUUAACAGCUCAUAAGUAUAGACUGGCAGGUAAAUGACAAUAUUAAUCACCGUACUAGCAUGAUUUGGCUGAUUAACUGCAAAGUGUUUUUGGAGCUAUUCCUCGGCAAAUGAUACAACUACACCUGUGCUUCUUGAUUCUUUUAUUCAGCUGGCUGUUAUCUGUUGGGAGCUGAUUUUGUUAGAUUGGGAGGUAAAGCUGGACUACCAAGCUUGCACUGAUAACCUUGUAAGAAAACUUUGAUUACAGCUUAAACAAAUUGGAGUGCCCUACUACUAAGAUAUGGAAUUUCAUAAAGCAGAUACAAGCAGAAAACAGAAAAUCAAAUGGUUAGAAGAGAGAGAGAGAGAGAAAGAGAGAG